CUCGCAUUUGUAGAAGUUUAUGGUUUUUUCAACAUCAGAAAUAAAGCGAACACGUUGAAAAGCACCCUCGGCCGAGAUGUCGUCGGAACAGCCAGCGGAGGAUGAGGUAACCGAGCAACUAAACGUUAACGCCACAGCAGAGCAUGAGCAGGAUAAGGACGAGAUCGGUAGUGUGGACGCUUCGGAGGACGGCGGGAGUGAGGAGUCGUACUUCGUCCGGCCGCGACGCAGAUUUUAUCCGAGUCUUUCGCAAGAACUGGGAGACUUCUAUCUGCCGCAGUUGGUGAACCGUCAGCAGUUUCCGACGCUGCUCGAUGCGGAGCGUUUUGACGAUGAGGAGAUCGCGGAAAUUGCAAUGUUUGACGAAGCAACACCGUUCGGUACAGAGGACGACUUUUCGUUGCGACGGCGCGCGCUGCAGGAAGCUCUGCGUGCGUUGGAAGAAUCGAAGGAAAAGCUUCGCGAGGCAGUUGAGGAUGCCAACCAACUUGGAGACGAAGCAUACGAGCUCGCCCAAGAGUAUACCAGGAUGUUGAGCCGAGUGUGGAACUUCUUGAUGCUAUUCAACGUCGGAGCACUGGUCGUCUUGGGAAUGAUGUCGCUGUUGUUCUUCGCGGGAUUUUGGCGCGGUGGAAUUUGUCGCCAGCUCGGGCACGCUUUUGCAUACCUACUGAUUACUCCGUUGUGUCGUGCAGCGCAUGAGCAGCACCGGCCAGUUCGCAUCUCGGCGCGUACGCGACUAGACAUCGACCUGUUGUGCGUCGCCGUUUCGGCCGGGUUUACUGCCUCUGCGGGUUUGACGUGCGCGGUCUUGUACGGGCACGCUGAAAGCUGGGAGGAUCUCGUCUACCUUGCGGUCAACUUUCGGCUCUCGACCGGCACUUUCGCUGUGUUCCCUGUUAGCUUCUUUCUCGCUGUGGCAAUCUACCGUGUUUAUAGAAGUUGGAAGUACACCACCCUGGACAAAGCGAAUGCGGCGAGUGAGACCGAAGGACAAAACGGUGAGUUCUCAUCGUUCUCGCUGUACGAAGUAUUUUACAGCGCAGUAAACCCCGUUCCUCUGGCGCAAAUCACCGAGGACGGCCGGCGGGUGGUCUACGUUCCGCGCGACCACGACCCGUCAAGCUCUUCUUGAGCGAACGCGAAUCUACUGAUCAACCUGUAACCGACCGCGAAUUUUUCGCGUUAGUGGAGUUAUGAACGCUUUUAUUUUCAAGGAUUUGUCGUAAUAUAUUUAGGUGAAGUUUCUAUGCAUGAAGCCUUAUUGAUCACGACUUCGCACAUUAUGAUAACUAAAGAGGACCAGAAUAUAGAAAAGCACGGGGGCUGGGGCUCUGAGCAGGUAGACAUGCGUCCAAUGGCAAUGCAUGGAGUUUGUUUUUGCGCGUUUGGUUUUGAGUUUCCUUCCGCCCCCAAACCGUAGAUCCGUACAGAGAUGUGUUUCAGCGCGUAUGAUGUUUUGUUGUUAUCACUGAAAUUAGCAAAAAAUUCGAAAAAUUGUACAAGAUCAAAAAGAUUGUCCGAUGGAAAGGAGUGCGAAAAUGUAUUGAAACGUAUUGAUGGUAUGUGGACGACGAAAAUGUCAGUGAAGCCAUGGUAGCUGCAGAAAAUAGAAUUCGAUCGUGGGGAAGCUACGUGGAAAGAAUCCUACGGCAAGUGUUGCACUGACGAAGAUGGCACGAAAUAGAUACUUGUCCACGCAGCGGCGUUAUCGGCUACACUACGAGUACGGUUGGACGAGGCUGCUUCUGCUCCGCCCUCUGUGAACAGCAGAUGGCUUUUCCUUUCCUGCUACGUCCUGAAGUUGGAAGAUCGUUUUCGAGGAUUAAUGAGGCAAAUUACUUCGAACUGAGAGCCGCAUGAGAAUGAUCGUUUUUUUCGCACCAGUAGAU
Molecule: messenger RNA, 1892 nt
Organism: Amoebophrya sp. A120
Lineage: Eukaryota; Dinophyceae; Syndiniales; Amoebophryaceae
Source: the annotation of a GenBank genome assembly